Molecule: messenger RNA, 2704 nt
Organism: Hydra vulgaris (swiftwater hydra)
Lineage: Eukaryota; Metazoa; Cnidaria; Hydrozoa; Anthoathecata; Hydridae
Product: V-type proton ATPase 116 kDa subunit a 1
Biological process (GO): proton transmembrane transport; vacuolar acidification
Cellular component (GO): plasma membrane; vacuolar proton-transporting V-type ATPase complex; vacuolar proton-transporting V-type ATPase, V0 domain
Molecular function (GO): proton-transporting ATPase activity, rotational mechanism; ATPase binding
Source: RefSeq, a predicted model, not a curated record
CUUUUUACAGGUCAAAUAUUUUAAAUAUUUUUCAGAAUAUAAAUAAUUAUAAAAGUUUUUACAUUUAAAAAUGAUAUCGAUGUUUCGAUCAGAGGAAAUGGCAUUGUGCCAGCUUUUUCUUCAGUCAGAAUCUGCUUAUGCCUGUGUCAGCGAAUUGGGAGAAAAGGGUGUUGUUGAAUUUAGAGAUCUCAAUCCUGAUGUCAAUGCUUUUCAACGCAAGUUUGUAAAUGAAGUUAGACGCUGUGAUGAAAUGGAGAGAAAAUUGCGUUUUAUGCAGAAAGAAAUUGAUAAAGCAGGAAUUCCUGUUAUUGAUAUCCAAGAAAAUCCUGACACUCCUCAUCCAAAAGAAAUGAUUGAUAUGGAGGCUCAGUUUGAACAACUAGAAAAUGAGAUGAAAGACUCAAACUCAAACCAUGACGCUCUCAUAAGAAGUUCAUUAGAGCUUACUGAGUUAAAACAUAUUCUUAGAAAGACUCAUGUUUUUUUUGAUGAGGCUGAACAUGUUAUGCAGGAGCACAUUGGUGACACAUCACAACCCACUGCCGAGGAAAUGUCAUUGCUUGCUGAUAUAGAUUAUAUCUUGUCAUCUCAAACAGGUCGCCUUGGAUUUGUUGCUGGUGUGAUAACGCGAGAUAGAAUAGUGCCAUUUGAGCGUUUACUUUGGAGAGCUUGCCGUGGUAAUGUGUUUUUUAAGCAAGCGGAGAUAGAAAAUAGGCUUUAUGAUCCUAGUGCUGGUGAUUUGGUCUACAAAUGUGUAUUCAUUGUAUUUUUUCAAGGAGAGCAGUUAAAGAUACGUGUUAAGAAAAUCUGUGAAGGUUUUCAUGCAACUUUGUAUCCUUGUCCAGAAACACCUGGUGAACGUAGAGAAAUGGCAAUAGGUGUAAUGACAAGAAUUGAAGAUUUGGAUGCUGUAAUCAAUGAAACUCAAGAACAUCGUAGUCGUUUGCUUCAAACAGUAGCAAAAAACAUAAAAACUUGGUUGAUAAAGGUUAAAAAGAUUAAAGCUGUUUAUCACACGAUGAAUAUGUUUAAUGUAGAUGUUACUCACAAAUGUUUAAUUGCAGAAUGUUGGAUACCGGUAGCAGAUCUAAAUGAUGUUCAAGCAUCUUUAAAAAGAGGUACUGAGAAAAGUGGAGCAUCUGUUCCAUCAAUUGUUAAUCGAAUGCCCACCAAAAAGGUUCCUCCUACAUUUAAUCGCACAAAUAAGUUUACACAUGGUUUCCAAGCCAUAGUUGAUGCAUAUGGUGUUGCAGACUAUCAAGAAGUAAAUCCUGCUCUUUAUACAAUCAUUACUUUUCCCUUUUUGUUUUCCGUCAUGUUUGGUGAUUUGGGACAUGGAGCAAUUAUGGCUUUGUUUGGAUUUUUCUUGAUUUAUUAUGAAAAAAAGUUGGCUAUUUGGAAAGCUGGUGGAGAGAUGUUUGAUACAGUUUUCCAUGGUCGCUACAUUAUUUUUUUAAUGGGAUUGUUUUCAAUAUACUCUGGUUUAAUAUACAAUGAUAUCUUUUCAAAGUCUUUGAAUAUUUUUGGUAGUGGAUGGGUGGAUCUAAAAUCAAACAAAUCUGACUACACUUUGAGUUAUGUUGAGGAAUUGGCUCAUACAACACCAUCAGCUGUUUUGAUGUUAAAUCCACUUGAUGCAGCAAGACCUACUCCUUAUUGGUUUGGUAUAGACCCAGUAUGGCAACUAGCUGUUAACAAAUUAACUUUUACUAAUUCAUUCAAAAUGAAAAUUUCUGUUAUAUUUGGUGUAAUUCACAUGAUGUUUGGUGUUGUACUCAGCAUAUUUAAUCAUAUUCAUCAUCGAGAAUGGAUUGGCAUAUUUGGAGAGUUUAUACCUCAGUUGUUGUUUAUCGGAUGCAUUUUUGGCUAUCUCAUCUUUAUGAUAUUUUAUAAAUGGUUGGUUUUCAGCAUUCAAAGUCCACAUGCACCUAGCAUUUUGCUAACUUUGAUUGGUAUGUUUUUAAAGUUUGCAAAGCCACUUGGUGAAUCAGAGUUGCUUUACAAGGGACAGGAUGUUGUUCAACCAAUUUUGGUAGUUGUUGCUGUGAUCAGUGUUCCAUUCAUGUUGCUCUCAAAACCGUUCUAUCUUCGCAUGCAGCACAAUAAGUUGUCUCGUAAACGUUUUGGAAGGCUGGAGGAGUCCCAUGUUAAUGUAGCAGCUGAUCACGAAGAAUUGCAUCACAAAGAUGACGAAGAGGAAAAAGUGUUUGAAUUCUCUGAGAUUUUCAUUAAUCAAGCAAUCCAUACUAUUGAGUAUUGCUUAGGCUGUAUUUCAAAUACUGCAUCAUACUUACGUCUUUGGGCCUUGAGUCUUGCACAUGCUCAACUUUCUGAAGUGCUAUGGUCAAUGGUGUUUCAUAUUGGUCUUUCUAUGAAAGGAUAUGGUGGAUGUAUUGCUGUAUUUGUGCUUUUUGCAGCCUGGGGGAUUUUGACAGUGGCUAUAUUGUUAAUCAUGGAGGGGCUGUCUGCUUUUUUACAUACUCUUCGUCUUCAUUGGGUCGAAUUCAACAGUAAAUUUUACCAUGGCACCGGUAGAAAGUUUGUACCGUUUUCCUUCAAAUCAGUGUUGUCCGAAGACCAAGAUUGAGUGUGUGGCGAUUUUUUGAUACCGUUAGUUUUUAAAGGAUAAUUGUUUUAUUUUUAAUUUUAUUUUAAUUUAAAAUGUUAAUUGUCUUAAAUAGUGUAAUAAAAUGCUUCUUAUGAA